UCUCACAGCUGUUGUGGUUCAGGCUUCACUGCAGAGGAACUCUCCAGACUCCACAUGGGGCUCAAGCACUCUCACCCUACUGUGUACCCUGGUGACAUCAUCGAGUACCCUAGGAACAAGUACUUCUCUCACUUUGGCGUGUACUACGGAGAGAAGGACGGAGUGCCGUAUGUGGCCCACCUCACCUCUCGAGAUUCCGACUCCAGACUGGUGCUGUUCGGCCGAGCGCUGAGGUCAGAGGUCAAACUGGAUCCUCUAAUGAUGCUGGGGACGAACUACAAGGUCAGCAACAUGCUGGACGACUCAUUCCCCGCGAGGGACUUCCAUACGGUGGUGAAGCCCGCUAUCGACAAUCUGAUUGGCCAAGAGAUGACCUUUGACAUCCUGUACCACAACAGCGAGCACCAGGCCACGCUGCUGCGAUACGGAGUCAAGAAAUCCCAACAGAUUGAGAAGAUCUACGAGCACAUCAUGCAUACGUGGAAGAAAGAGUUUGAAGCAAAGACGCUGUGAAGAGUCGCCACUAGAGGGAGACAUUUUCCACCAAAGCCACUCUGACCUGACGUGCACUUUGACUCAUCACGCGUUUGCUUCAGAUUGUACCACAUUUUUAUUUGAAUAACAGGAUAUGAAAGCAUGUACUUAUGAACUGUGUCGAACAUGAACAGAAAAUUGCCUAUAAAAGUGCUACAUGGUGGUAGUAUGUAAAAAUAAAGUGACCAGACGUCCCUAUUUACCGGAGACAGUCUCAGUUUUGAGCCUGUGUCCCCUGUCCCAGUGGAUUUAUACAAAACCAGUGAUUUAUUCUAGUUUUAUACAAGAAAUGUCCCAGGUGUUCCAAUUUUUGACCAAUUUUACCUUUACCAACAGUAAAGAGAGCCAUAAAUUGUAAUUUGUUUGGGUACAUUUUUUUAAAAGCUAAAAAUGACCAAAACAGAAAGAAAAUGUGACUAUACUGACUGACAUGUUUGUCAUGAAUGGUCUCUGCAGAACAAUUUUCCUUAAUUAUGGACAAGUUUCACAAUUUUUAAAAAGUUUUUUAUUUUGAAAAAUCUAGUCACCCUAUGCAAAAAGUAACUUUAAUCUGAUACUAACCUUCAUCAUGUUUCUUGUCAUUUCCUAACUUGCAUUAAAGUUUUAACACUGUAAAUGACCAA
Boleophthalmus pectinirostris (great blue-spotted mudskipper) is the source of this 1157-nucleotide messenger RNA. It is a transcript of the gene plaat1l, whose product is annotated as phospholipase A and acyltransferase 1-like. The record is from RefSeq and is a predicted model, not a curated record. Gene Ontology annotation, cellular component: cytoplasm. Gene Ontology annotation, biological process: N-acylphosphatidylethanolamine metabolic process. The transcript is spliced from 5 exons. Gene Ontology annotation, molecular function: glycerophospholipid phospholipase A1 activity; A2-type glycerophospholipase activity. Bases 55 to 513 code for a protein of 152 amino acids. Lineage: Eukaryota; Metazoa; Chordata; Actinopteri; Gobiiformes; Gobiidae.